Cooperia oncophora is the source of this 813-nucleotide messenger RNA. NCBI's taxonomy places the organism in Eukaryota, Metazoa, Nematoda, Chromadorea, Rhabditida, Trichostrongylidae. The record is from the annotation of a GenBank genome assembly.
AUGACCUCAGGUCUCGACGUAACCCCAGGGUAUCCUCCUAUGCAGACAUGGCACGCCCAUGUCAUCACUCAUACUACGAUGUACGCUUCCAUGUUCCACAGCAAUUUCUACUACACUGAAACUGCCCCUACUCCAUACUUCGUUUACGGAUCCUUCACCCAGACUUACGACGCCUAUGGGAAUCCUUAUCCACCCAUGGAAGAAUUCUACUCCUCAUAUGAUGCUCAACCAUCCAUGCAGUUCCCGGACAUGAACCAAGCAGGGUUGCCCACACUGCCUUUCGAAUCUCAGACAACGUUUCCUACCCCAGAUGCUCAACCCUACGGAUAUGAGAGCACUCCAGCGGAGCCUCUAUACAUUGGCGAUAUUCCAAGCUAUAUGAACGAUUCCUCCCAGGAACAAAUUUCAAUUUUCAAUAACUCGGCCGCAUUUUCUGAUGUCAGCGACACUACCGUACCAUACGUAGAAGAAGGGGGAUUCUAUCCAGGAAUUCUCGCCCAAGCUCAUCGUUCACGACAACCCGUUCUGAUCUACCAUAUUCCGAAGACGGAUCUCUGCUAUGUAUACAAUCGCUUUGAUGACACCUAUGGAGAGAAGGCAACAUAUAUUUGUAGAGGGUGCUCUAUGCUGAAGAGACACGUACAGGCAGAGGUAAUAAGUCUCUGCUACUUCACCGAGGAUCCUGUCCGUGCCGGUCAUAUCUGCCAUCCGAAGUGCUUCAGCAAAGAAAUGGCAGCACGAAAGGCAGUUACGGCAACCAACCGAUGCAUGGGCGAUGACUCCGGUCUGGGAGAAAGUUUCACUCAAAUUUAA